This is a messenger RNA of Tachysurus fulvidraco (yellow catfish), 1453 nucleotides long. RefSeq lists its product as uncharacterized. NCBI's taxonomy places the organism in Eukaryota, Metazoa, Chordata, Actinopteri, Siluriformes, Bagridae. The transcript is spliced from 2 exons. The coding region runs from base 1 to 1230 and encodes 409 amino acids. The record is from RefSeq and is a predicted model, not a curated record.
AUGAUCAGUGUAACGAUUAUCCAGCGUUUAAAAAAAACAACAGCAGAGUCUAUUUCUGUUUGUCUUCUAUGUGUAACCCCUGGUGUAGAAUUUAAAAUCAAACAUUUUGCAUCAAUCAGUUGUUCUGAAAAACAGCAACAGCAGCAGCAAUUUUUACAACUAACUAAAAAUCUUUACUCCAAGAUGUCUAAAGACCAUGAUAAGGAAAAAGACAGCUGUUCAAAUUCAUCACAAGAUCAAAACAACCCUAAACUAGAAACUCUGCCAGACAUGGGGGAAUAUGCAGUUCCUCGAAAGUCAAAGACAAAGUUGGGUCUGGACCGUAAUUUUCUAGCAAACAGAGAUCAGCAUUUAAUGGAACAUGACCUCCAGUCUGUAUCCUAUUCAGUAAUCUCAUUUGAGCAUAUGUCACCUGAGAAUAUUGAUCUGGAAGCAUCAGAGAGCAAAAACACCAAUCCAUUCGACUUAACAGUAGGUGAUGCAUCAGAAGUAAAUGAGGAAGUCAGUGAAAAUCUUACAUCACGUCAUGCAUCUCUGAGCAAUGAAAGUGAAGGUGAUCAACAAAAUAGGGAAGAUGUUCUUACAGAGCUUCAGACCAGUACUCAAGAAAUACGUUCAGAUAUCAGUGAUAGCAUAGUUUUCCCAAAUUCAGAGACUGUAUCCAAUCCCAAAACUUCUACACCCACUUCUAGAGACAUCUUACAUCCUUUUAGCUCUUUUAUAAAAUGCCAUAACGAAUUUCAAUCACGAAGGAGGUCAACCAGUGACAUCGACUCCAUAACAUUCCCACAAGCAUCUGCCAGAAGUUGUCCUACUCAAGAAACCACUCCCAUGGACACGGUCCAGAUUCACAAACUAUAUCCACGUUCUAAGUCAGAAUCAGAUAUCAGCCAGCAACCAGCCUUCCCCUGUGUUACUGAGGUCUCUAGGCCUAUAAUGAUUUGGCAGCGAGAGGAGAGAGAGGAGAUGAAGAGGAAGGCCCAACGUGAGAGAGAACAGGCAGCUCGAGUCACUAAAUUGGGUCUGGACCGUAAUGUACUAGCAAACAGAGAUAAGUAUUCAAUGGAACAUGACCUCCAGUUUGUAUCCUAUUCAGUAAUCCCAUUUGAGCAUACGUCACCUGAGAAUAUAGAUCUGGAAGCAUCAGAGAGCAAAAACACUGAUUCAUUUGACUUAACAGAAAGUGAUGCAUCAGAAAUAAAAGAGGAAGUCAAUGAAAAUCCACUGUAACAUACAUGAAUCGGAAGAUGAACAACAACAUGGGGAAGAUAUUUUCACAGAUCUAAAAUAUUCAAUAGAAAAUGACCACCAACAACUGGAGAGCAAUGAGAGCAACUAGUAUAGAUAUUUUGAAGCAGGAUAAUUUUUUUUUUAAAGAAAGUAACUUUGAGAUUUGACAAUCUGAAUAAUAUUAACGACACUGAUUCACCUUUUAACUAUAUAGAAAAUGUAU